Messenger RNA from Racocetra persica, 466 nucleotides. The record is from the annotation of a GenBank genome assembly. NCBI's taxonomy places the organism in Eukaryota, Fungi, Glomeromycota, Glomeromycetes, Diversisporales, Gigasporaceae.
UAACACCAAUAACUAUCCGUAACUGUUGGAGAAAGACUGGUAUUUUGCCAAAUGAUUUUCUUAAUGAAUUGUUCCUGUUUGAAGAGCUUGACCAAAAUAAUGAAUCUAAUAUUACUAGUGAGAUUCAGUAUUUGAUCGAGCGAUUGCUUCUUGACCAACCUAUGAGUGCAGAUGAGUAUGUAAUUGCUGAUAAUAACCUGAUUACUACUGAAAUAUCUAAUGAUAAGGAGAUAAUCGAAGCUGUUAAGAAUCGAGAAUGUAUUGAACCAGAAGAAGAUAAAGUCACAAAUAAACCAAUAUCCUUCACACAAGCUUUAGAGUUUAUCAAUAGAAUCUUAUUGUUUCUCGAGCAGCAACCGGAUAGAGCCUUUCAAGUAAAUGAAUCUCUCAUUCGAAAUUUAGAAAGACUAAAAAAAGACGUAAAUCUGAAACAUACUGCUUCAAGUCGACAAGUCACCUUAGAUAC